Messenger RNA from Phodopus roborovskii (desert hamster), 1563 nucleotides. It is a transcript of the gene Exo5, whose product is annotated as exonuclease 5. Gene Ontology annotation, cellular component: nucleus. Bases 103 to 1281 code for a protein of 392 amino acids. The transcript has a single exon. NCBI's taxonomy places the organism in Eukaryota, Metazoa, Chordata, Mammalia, Rodentia, Cricetidae. Gene Ontology annotation, biological process: interstrand cross-link repair. Gene Ontology annotation, molecular function: single-stranded DNA 5'-3' DNA exonuclease activity. The record is from RefSeq and is a predicted model, not a curated record.
UGCAUAAGGUCCUGGAUUCAGUUUCCAGUGCUGCAUUGAAUGGAUGAGUCAGUCAGCUGAUAUGAUCCUGUUAGUCUCAUAGGAAUUUGCAAGUCUUUGACAAUGUUUGGUACAUUAUCUAGGUCCCUCUUCGUUCAGUCUAGAACCGUACCAUGUAUAAUGGCUGAGACUAGGGAAGAGGAGACAGCAUCAGCAGAAGCCUCAGGGUUCUCUGACUUGAGUGACUCGGAGUUGGUAGAGUUUCUGGACCUGGAAGAUGCCAAAGAAUCAACUGCUUCAGUUAGCAAGCCUGGCCCUUCUUCUGAACUCCCUGGGAAAGAUGACAAACCUGUAAGUGUGCAGAACUGGAAAAAUGGAUUGGAUGUCUUGUCGCCCAUGGAGAGAUUCCAUUUGAAAUAUUUAUAUGUCACUGACCUAUGUACUCAGAACUGGUGUGAAUUGCAAAUGGUGUAUGGAAAGGAACUUCCUGGGUUUUUGACACCUGAGAAGGCAGCUGUUUUGGACACUGGUGCUAGCAUCCACCUAGCAAAAGAACUGGAACUUCAUGAUCUUGUGACUGUCCCCAUCACCACUAAAGAAGAUGCCUGGGCAAUCAAGUUUCUGAACAUACUUUCAAUGAUUCCUACCCUACAGUCAGAAGGGCGCAUCAGAGAGUUUCCUGUGUUUGGGGAAGUAGAGGGCAUAUUUCUUGUUGGAGUGAUUGAUGAGUUGCACUACACAUCUAAGGGGGAACUGGAGCUAGCCGAACUCAAGACACGAAGGCGCCCAAUGCUCCCUCUGCCAGCUCAGAAAAAGAAAGACCAUUUCCAAGUUAGUCUAUACAAAUAUAUCUUUGAUGCCAUGGUACAAGGGAAAGUGACUCCUGCGGGCCUAGUCCACCAUACAAAAUUGUGUCUAGACAAGCCACUGGGGCCUUCAGUGCUGAGGCAUGCCCGACAAGGAGGCUUCUCUGUGAAGUCUUUGAGUGACCUCAUAGAACUGGUUUUCUUGUCCCUUACCCUGUCUGACCUCCCAGCUAUUGAUACCCUAAGACUAGAGUAUAUCCAUCAAGAGACUGCCACUGUAUUGGGCACAGAGAUUGUAGCCUUUGAAGAGAAAGAAGUGAAAAGCAAGGUGCAGCAUUAUGUGGCCUACUGGAUGGGCCACCGGGAACCUCAAGGUGUUGAUGUAGAAGACGCAUGGAAGUGUCGGACCUGUGACUAUGUAGACAUCUGUGAAUGGAGGAAGGACCGUGGAGCGCUCAGCUCUUCACUGGAGCCCAAUGCCAAGAAGUCGAAAUGAAUGGAAGUUGCACUUUGAGAAAUGUUGAUAAUUUCUGUUCUUAAUAUAGCUGUGUAAAAGGACCAGUCUCUCAGCUUGGCGUUCACAGUCAGGAAUGACUGGAGAGAUCUGGGGUUAUAGUGACCUCGGAGCUUUGAGAUGAAAUACAAAGGAGACAGAUGGACAUCAUGUCUGCAGCAGAGGGAUCCCUCACUAUCACUGCUUUCUCAAGAAAAUUAUUUGGGUUCUUAUGUUUUUUAUUUUUUUCUGGAUGAAUUUUCUUUUACAUUUUUCAUAAUAAAA